AUGACCGCGCAGAGGCGCUCGCACGUCGCGAAGGCGGACGCCGCGGCCGGUGCUGCUCCCGCGGCCAAGAUCGAGCAGCCCUUCGUGGAGGCCGCGGUGUGGAACAAGAACCUGGUCCGCGCCGUCGUGCUGCUCGCGGCGGGCGCCGUCGCCGCCAAGGGCGCGGUGUUCCUCCCCGCGAACGCCAACGCGAUGCUGCACAUGUGCGCGUUCGGAACCUGGUUCGGCACGAUGGCCUACACCACCUUCGCCGUCGGCAUCCUGCUCUUCAAGAACCUCCCGCGCCAGACCUUCGGCAAGGUCCAGUCGAAGCUGUUCCCGGUGUACUUCGGGUCGACGGCGCUGUGCAUCGCGGCGUGCGCGGGCUCGAUGGUGGCCGCGGGCACCCCGCUGGGCGCCACGGCCAUGCGCCCGCUGCUGGUGGCCAUGGGGUGCACGCUGGUCAACCUGCUGUACCUGGAGCCGAAGACGACGGUGUGCAUGUUCAAGCGGUACGAGCUGGAGAACGCGGGGCAGACGGACGGCACGGAGUACAAGGCGCUGCGGAAGCAGUUCGGCCCGCUGCACGGCAUGUCGUCGCUGUUCAACCUGGGGGCCUUCGCGGGGUGCGUCGCGCACGCGUGGACGCUCGCCGCGAAGCUCGCGCUCUGA
Pedinophyceae sp. YPF-701 is the source of this 651-nucleotide messenger RNA. NCBI's taxonomy places the organism in Eukaryota, Viridiplantae, Chlorophyta, Pedinophyceae. The record is from the annotation of a GenBank genome assembly.